Messenger RNA from Argentina anserina (silverweed cinquefoil), 2005 nucleotides. RefSeq names its product endoplasmic reticulum oxidoreductin-2-like. Gene Ontology annotation, cellular component: endoplasmic reticulum; endoplasmic reticulum membrane. The transcript has 9 exons. NCBI's taxonomy places the organism in Eukaryota, Viridiplantae, Streptophyta, Magnoliopsida, Rosales, Rosaceae. The record is from RefSeq and is a predicted model, not a curated record. Gene Ontology annotation, molecular function: FAD binding; thiol oxidase activity; protein-disulfide reductase activity. Bases 261 to 1778 code for a protein of 505 amino acids. Gene Ontology annotation, biological process: protein folding in endoplasmic reticulum.
UGUCGGACUUUUAUCCCAGCUGCCCCCAGCCCAUUGGUGUUGUUGACGUCAACUAUUCUCGAUCCCAUUAAGGAAACCCACAAUACCAUCCAAACAAAACUAACGCCCGUCUCUUUGAUCAGUUUGAAUUCACCUCCUCUAUAAAACCCACCCCAUUCUUCUUCUUCUUACUAUCACCAAAACACAGACAGAUCCCAGAAUUCAGAAGAAAAAAAAUUGUCCUUUUCCUAUUCUUAGGUUCCAAUAGUUGAAGGUUUUUGAUGGUGGGGGAGAAGAGUAAAGGAAAGCGAUGGGGUUGGGCUGUGGGAGCUUUGAUCGCUGUGUUGGUUGCUGUGGCUUUCAGCUCUGCACCCAAGAUUGCUCUCUUUGGUUCCUCUAAUAAGCCCUGUAAUUGUACUCAGGGUGCCAAUAAGUAUAGUGGGAUGGUGGAGGAUUGUUGUUGUGAUUAUGAGACAGUGGAUCGGCUUAACAAGGAAGUUCUGUACCCCUCGCUGCAAGAGCUUGUUAAAACUCCAUUUUUUCGGUAUUUCAAGGUUAAGUUAUGGUGUGACUGCCCUUUCUGGCCUGAUGAUGGUAUGUGCCGUCUGAGAGAUUGCAGUGUGUGUGAAUGUCCAGAUAAUGAAUUCCCUGAAUCGUUUAAGAAACCCAAUCACGGCCUUCCGUUGGAUAAUCUUAUCUGUCAAGAAGGAAAGCCUGAGGCUGCUGUUGACCGCACACUAGAUAGAAAAGGUUUCAGAGGCUGGACAGAAAUAGACAAUCCCUGGACAAAUGACGAUGAGACUGACAAUGCUGAGAUGACCUAUGUGAAUCUUCAACUAAAUCCCGAGCGAUACACUGGGUACACUGGUCCAUCCGCUAGAAGGAUAUGGGAUGCUGUAUACGCAGAGAACUGCCCCAAAUAUCCAUCUGAGGAGUUAUGCGAUGAGGAAAGAAUCUUGUACAAGUUGAUAUCUGGUCUUCAUUCAUCAAUUUCAGUCCACAUUGCUUCAGAUUAUUUACUUGAUGAAACUACACAGACGUGGGGUCCAAAUCUCUCAUUGAUGUAUGAUCGGGUCCUAAGAUACCCUGAUCGUGUCAGAAACAUGUACUUCACAUAUCUCUUCGUUCUUCGAGCUGUAACAAAGGCAGCUGAUUACUUGGAACAUGCUGAAUAUGAUACCGGUAAUGUUACUGAAGAUCUGAAGACACAAUCUCUGACGAGACAGCUACUCUAUAAUCCCAAAUUACAAGCUGCAUGCCCAAUCCCAUUUGAUGAAGCUAAAUUGUGGAAAGGCCAAAGUGGUCCGGAGCUGAAGCUGAAAAUACAGAAACAGUUCAGAAACAUUAGUGCAUUGAUGGAUUGUGUCGGAUGUGAGAAAUGUCGGCUGUGGGGGAAGCUCCAGGUCCUUGGUCUCGGCACUGCACUUAAAAUCCUCUUCUCUGUUGAUGGUCAAGCAAACACUCAUCACAAUCUGCAGUUGCAACGGAAUGAAGUGAUUGCCUUGAUGAACCUGCUCAAUCGGCUCUCAGAAUCCAUCAAGUUUGUUCAGGAAAUGGGACCCUCAGCUGAAAUAGAAGCGCAUGCAUCUGCACCCACUUCAUUAAAUUGCCCAUUGCAAAGGAUGUGGGCGUCAUUGUUUAACAGUCCUGCUCCAAAUUGCCCUCUGCAGAGGAUGUGGAAAUCGAUAUCUAAUAUGCCUCCUCCAAGUUGCCCAUUGCAGAGGAUGUGGAAAUCGAUAUCUAAUACGCCUCCUCCAAGUUGCCCAUUGCAGAGGAUGUGGGCAUCAAUAAAUGGAUAAUCAUCUCUGCAGGUAGGAGGAACAAUGAGUGGUGACACCUCAAAAUAUCACCACAUAUGAGAUUAGACACUAGUUCCCAAUUAAGACAUAGACGUGUAAGAGUAGAAUGAGAAGAUACAGGAGUGUACAACACUUCAAAUAUGUGAACAGUAUGACACCUCAAAUAUGUUAACAGUGUACAACACCUUUUGAGAUUUUGAAAUGUAACCAGCAAUCCAGCUUGAGCU